AUGGCUAAUUAUUUGAAAGACAUCUUGGAUCAAGAGAAACUACCUUCGCUUAACACAUGGACGUCAAAAUCGGGCACCGGAGUUGUGACCAAUCGAAAAUCGGCUGCUUGGUCAGGAGAGGAUAUUCGUACGUCAGUUACAAAUGGUCUCUACAGGACCGAUCCCUUGACCACAACACUAAAGCCAAGACCACCUUCACCGACCCAGAUUAGAAGGAAUAUUUUAGAAUUGCAGGACCAAGUAAAUUCGUACAAAGAUGAAAUGGCCAAAAAAGACGCCCUCAUCCAACAGUUAACAAGUUUGGAAAAUGCCUCAGCUACUGUACAGACUGCCAGCAAAUCGUUUGACCAUGUUCUGCAAUUUGAACCACUCACCUUCAUCGAUCGACAGAAUCUAGAAACUACAAGGGCCGAACUAGCAAGUCUUCAAGUUAGAAAUGAAAAGCUCCAGAUAUUACUGAAAGAAAGUGAAAAUGUUAUUGAAGAGAAAGAAAUAAAAAUCCGUGAACUCCAGAACCAAAGCGAAAGCUACCGGGGUACUGAAAACACUUAUCUGGCAAACAUUCAGUCCCUAAAGCAAACUAUCCAGAGUCUGGAAAACAAAACAAAUCAGUUUGAAUCUGUGGCAGGGAGAGGAGAGAUUGCGCUUUCUACAUUCCAAAAACAAAAUAGAGAACAGCAGCAAAAAAUACUCGACCUGGAAUCAAGACUCAGAAAGCAACUGGAUGAGAAAGAGCAAGCAGAGAACCAAGCUCACCAUUAUCAAAAAAAAUUCCAAGAUUUGGUUACGAAAAUUGCCAGCAUUCUAAGAUGCGAAGAAUCCACAUAUGAAGAAGUCCCUGAAAAUUUUGAGAGUCUUUGCACAAAGAUUUCAGAUAUUGUUCAUGAAAAUGCUAUGCUGAAGGGUAAGCUUGUCACUCUGGACGAGAUGUUAGCAAACAGCGAGAUGGAAAGCAAGGCCAGCCGGGAAACUAUCACAAGGCUCGUGUCAGAGAUUAGCAGAGAGCAGAAAGUCACUUCACAUAGUUCUUUUGAACUGAACAACUUACGAAUAGAACGUGAUAGUGCAAUUGAUAAACGAAAAGAUCUUGAAAGAGAAAUUGAACAUUUGAAAGAAAGACUACAGUCGUGUCAGAAAGCAUUUGACAGUUCACAGAAUGAACUUAAGAUGCGGGACUGUCGUCUUUCAGCCAUGGACCGAGAAGUGAGGGAGUCAGGACAUAAUAUCAAAACAGCACAGACACAACUUCAUCUCUUCCGAGAACAACUGGCAUCAAUUUUGGGUGAUGCUUACCACCUCAUUCAAGCUAAUGAUGAAGAUAUCAAGGAACGAUGCAAGUACCUUGUAACAAAGUACAAAGAACAUACCAAUAUUAAUCUAUCUAUCUGUCUAUUUUACUCAGUUUUAUCUAUCUAUCUAUCUAUCUAUCUAUCUAUCUAUCUAUCUAUCUAUCUAUCUAUCUAUCUAUCUAUCUGUUUGACUGUCUGCCUCAACUUGAGAUCAAUGAUAAACAUAUCCGAAACUUCUCGACCAAUUGAGAAUCAGCAUAGUCUUCAUCAGGAAGCCUUGGAGAAAGUUAAACUUGCAGACUUGCGAUGCAUUGACAUGGAAGAACGUCUUCGUAUCAAUGAAGGGGAGCUGGCCACUGGUGACAUACUACGCUCUGGCUUUAAGUCCGACAAAGAAAAGUACAUGCGUUGUUUGGAAAAUCUGGCCAGCAUAAUGAAAAUGGAAAAUAUCUCUGAAGACGUUGGCCUUGAUUCAACUAUCGACGCCCUGACUGCCCGAGCCGAACAACUUGUCAAACUCGAGGCGAACACGCUUGUUGAACGAAGCACCCAGAUUUAUGGACAACAGAGAAAACUGAAGGGGCUUCGGGAACAGCUCCAAAGUAAAGAUCUACACUUGGAUCUUCUGCGAAAGAAGAUUACUAGUCUUGAAGAAAGGAUCCACGGGAGGACGGAGUUAGAAAAAGAAAGAGAUUCCGAGUCGAUGAAGGUUCGUAAGAUGGAAAAAGUAUCCGAGAAAUAUAAGAUGCAACUGAGAGAAGCAAAAGCCGAGAUUACGGGACUUAAAGCCCGUCUCCUUGAAUCCAGUGACCUUAAGGUGUGCUCUUUGGAACAGAAAAAAAACAUUGGCGAUCUUGCAAAGAAAAUAGAAGAACUGGAAACGAUUCGCCUGCGACAAGCUCACAAGAUUUCCGAACUGGAAGACAAAUGCAAGCUCCAAGAACUGGAAAGGAAAGAGAAGAAUUCGGCCUCACACAAUGCUGUUCAGUCCUUGUCAAGUGAGCUAAAGACAACGAAAUUAGCUUUGUCUGCAAUUGCAGAUAGAGAGAAGCAGCUGAUUGACUUCCGCAAUGUGAUUUCCCGAAUGUUGGGCUUAGAUAUCAACACGCUGGCUAUUCCGGAUUACGAAAUAAUAUCUCGUCUCGUUUUUCUGCUUAUUUCUCUAACGUUUUUUCUUUCACUUGUUUCCGUUCUUGUUCCUUUGUCUUUUGAUCAACUCCAUCGACUUUUUUUCAUGGUGAUUAUUUUUUCUUCUUUUCCUUCUUUUCUUUCUCUUACUAUUCUCUUCUUAACUUUUCUCUUCUUCUUCUUCUUCAUUUUCAUUCUCUUCUACUUUUCCUUCUUUAUUCUUACAUCUCCUUUAACUUUCCUCUAUCUUAUUUCAUUCUUUUUUUUAUUCUUUCCUUCUCUUUUUCCCCAAUUCUUUCAAAUCUUCUUUCUUUUUAUUCUUUUUUCAUCUCUUUUUCUUACGUCUUUCUUCAUUUAUUCUUGUAUACCUUCUUUCCUUUCCUUCUUUUUAUUUUUUCUUUCAUAUCAUUUUAUCUUUCUUUCCUUGCUUCUUCUUCAUACUUUUUUCCAUAAUCUUUCUUUUUCUUGGUCUCAUUCAUUUGCUAUGAUUUUUUUCCUUCUAUCUUUUUUUUGUUUCUCUCCCUUCCUCCUUUCUCCUCCAUUUUACUUCAUUAACCCUCCUCUCUCUCUCUCUUUCUUUCUCUGUCUCUCUGUCUCUGUCUCUGUCUCUCUCUCUCUCUCUCUCUCUCUCUCUCUGUCAAAAACAAAUUCUUCUUUUUUCCAUUUGCCUUCAUUUUCUUCUCUCUCCCAUUCCUUCAUUUUUUUCUCGUCUCCUUCAGUUUUUUCUCCCUCUCUUUCCUUCAGUUUUUCUUCUCUCAGGCUUUCUUUCAUUUUUCUUUCUGAUCUCCUUCAAUUUUUCUUCUCUCUCCUUUUCCUUCAUUUUUCUUUCUCUUCUCUUUCAGUUUUUUCUCACUCCCUUUACUUCAUUUUUCUUUCUCGUCAUCAGUUUUCCUUCUCUCAGCCUUGUCCUUCAUUUUUCUUCCUCUUCUCUUUCAGUUUUUCUUCUCCCUCCCUUUCCUUCAUUUUUCUUUCUCAUCUCCUUCAUUUUCUUCUUCUCUUUUCUUAUCGUUUUCUCUCAUUUUCUUCUUCCUCUUUCUUAUACCUGUGA
Molecule: messenger RNA, 3465 nt
Organism: Acanthosepion pharaonis
Lineage: Eukaryota; Metazoa; Mollusca; Cephalopoda; Sepiida; Sepiidae
Source: the annotation of a GenBank genome assembly